Messenger RNA from Mastomys coucha (southern multimammate mouse), 2654 nucleotides. RefSeq names its product signal-regulatory protein beta-1-like. The coding region runs from base 328 to 1725 and encodes 465 amino acids. Lineage: Eukaryota; Metazoa; Chordata; Mammalia; Rodentia; Muridae. The record is from RefSeq and is a predicted model, not a curated record. Gene Ontology annotation, cellular component: plasma membrane. The transcript has 8 exons.
CGACACCAGGACUCCUCCUACCCACCGUACCCCUAAAGCAGUCCCCACUCACAAAAGCCUGGGGCAUGGAGUACGGAGCUGGGAGGAGUCAGCAGGGAAGUCAAGGGCUUUAGAAAGGCUGUCUCUGCUGGAGAGCUUGGCAGCUGGCUGUAUCUGACUGGGUGUUUGAGAGACUCAUAACUGGAGAGUGCUCUGGCCUCACAGGCAUGGAGUGCAGGGCCACAUGCCACGGAGUGAGUUAAACAAUGGUUUUCAGCUACAAGGAUUUCAUGAAACAUCGGACUUCACAAAACUGGAAGAAAAUGUUACAGAUGCUCCAGUCAAGUGAUGUGUAAAGUUCUGCAAGAGCUCAUGGGAGUUGAGAAGCCUUCCAUCUCCCUGACGGGCCCAGAUAAGAGGAUGACCCCUUUCAGUUCAGUGUCUUUUCUCUGUACUGCUGGCCCUUUCAGCUCUAGAAACUUCAGUGUCAAUUGGUUGAAGAACAAUGAACAUCCAGCCUCAGUCCUACCCAUUGUACAGGCCAACAAUGACUCUUACUCUGUCACAAGCAAAGCAUGGGUGUCCCUGACCAAGCAAGAUAUCUUGUCUCAGAUCACCUGUGAAGUAACCCAUGGAGACCUCAAAGAACCCCUAAGAAUGACCAUUAAUCUUUCUCAAGUGCUCCUAGUUAUCCCCACACUGAAGAUCACCACUGAGCCCCCAGAGAUCCAAGAUCAUGAGCAUCAAAGAGUGAACCUGACUUGCCACAUAAACCACUUCUAUCCCCAAGACAUACACCUCAACUGGGCGAAGAAUAGGUGCACAAUCCCGACUGUGGAGCUCCCUCAGGCCACCAGAAACUCUGAUGGGACUUACUCUCUAAAGCACACAUUACAGGAAGAGGCUAUAUUAAAUGAGACUGAGUUUAUCUGCCGGAUAAUCCAGGAUGACCAGCCUCCAGUUGAGAACAGCAUCACCGUGGGAGCUCCCAGGAAGGUCAGAGGAAGGAAAGACUACUCUCAUCACCUUGAAGGGCCCCUGUGGCGAUUUACACCUGGAGCAAGCAUCCAAUUGAAAUACACCUCCUCUGAAUUACCAAACCGUCAGGUUACUGUGACCUGGCUCAAAAACAACCACAGCCGUCUCCAGACCCAGACCAACAUCUUCUCCAGUGGAGAGACUUACAAUGUGACUAGCAUUGUGCUCGUCCCCCUGGAAAGCAAUGACAUACUAUCUUUAGUUCUCUGCCUGGUUCAGCACAAGUCGUUAGUGGUUUUCCAGAAAGUCAUCCACUUAAGCCAAUACCUCUACGUUCCUCCGGCAGUGAGAGUGUCCCAAUCUUCAACUGUCUCCAGUUUGGUGGCUGUUACUUGCCAUGUGCAGAGAUUCUAUCCACAGGAUGUAUAUCUCACCUGGCUGGAAGACUGCCAUGUGAUCAGGAGAAUAGAGCAACCUACACCUAAGAGGAAUGAGGAUGGGUCCUACACUCUGGAAGUCCUGCAGUUGGUAAACACAUCAGUGCAGAGGUCUGAUCAAGUACUCAGUUGCAAUGUAGAACAUGAGGAACAGCCUCCCAUCCAGGCCAGUAUUGUACUGUCUGCAGCAUCCUUUCCCACAUCCAAAGCCAUCAGGAGCCUAAGUUCAGAGAAAUCUAUCCACGUUUUUGUGGCUUUCCUUCUCUGCCUCAAGUUACUUCUGGUGGUGAGUUUACUAGUCAUCUACGUGUAUAGGCGGUGGAGCCUGUGACAAGACCUCAAGUGGAGAGAAGAUGCAAGGACCCACAGUUGAUCCAAGACUCCUUCUCUUCACUCAUCCACCUCCACCACAGAUGCACUCCCCCUGCACACUGUCAGGCACAGACUUGGAUUGUUUAGGGAUGUUUCAGACUCAAGGCACUGAAUUUCAAAUGAGCUCUUCUUACAUCCAAAAAGGCAAUUUGGUGAUAAGAAAAACAGAUGUUCACUCUGUCUCUGGUCAUGGCUAAUCCUUAAUUUUCCAGUUCUCACUACCAAUUAAAAUUUCUGCAAGCAAGAUUUAAUUUUAACAGACACAAAACUUAAAAUUACUGGACUGUUGAAAAAGAAUUUUCCUAUCUUGAAAUGGGAUUUAAAACAGUAUAAAAUACCUUUAGAUCCAUUAUACCAUUUUGUAAAAUAUAACAUUUUAUCUACAUCUUCUUCAAGUUUCUUUUUUAUAUUGCCCUGAAUUUCCUGGAUUUCUUUCUCAAUCAUGGUUUUAUACUGUUAUGACACAGACAUAACCUUUAAACAGCUUAGAGUGCUUUCUCUUUUUAUUAUUCUUUAUAAAAUCUAUGAUAUCAUAUGUAAUGUCUUGAAACUUUAUUUCAGUUUUAUACUUACUUGUGAAUUUAUUAAUUGGAAGCAUUACUAUUUUACCCAUUUUAUACUGCUCUGUCAUCUUCUAUCGUAACAUUAUGCCAUAUUUUGUUAAUCUAUCUUACAAUGCUUAUAAUGUAUACUGAUUAUUCAAUGUUUUUGCUAUUACAAUGUUGUGACAUUCUUUUCCUAAUCUCUUUGAGCAUAUGAGCGAAUCUUUCUUGUUUCUUAAGCAGGACACAAAGCUACAGUGUUAGUAACAUUUAUAUGUUUUGUUACCUCAAAAAUAAAUUUUCAGUUUUCGAACAAAUGAACCAAAUGUUCUUAUUUGGUUACACA